AUGGCGGCGGCUGCACAUACACAGACCCACUCCCUCGCCUGCUGCUUCUCCCUCGCUUAUCAGUGCAAGGCGCCGCGGGAGAGAAAAGGAGGCGGGCUGGGAAGGGAAGCCCCCACCGUGUUUGCCGCCAGCGGAAUCUUUGCCACCCUGCAGCUGGUGCUGUGUGUGCUCGCCACCACGGACCGGAGGAGGACUGACCUAUCGGGAUCGGCUCCCCUGGCCAUUGGUCUUUCUGUGGCCUUGGGGCACCUUCUCGCUAUUGACUACACCGGUUGCGGGAUUAACCCAGCCAGGUCUUUUGGUUCGGCCGUGGUGAAGGGUGACUUUCUGAAUCACUGGAUCUUUUGGGUCGGCCCAAUGCUCGGAGGCGUCAGUGCCACCCUCAUCUAUGAUUUCCUCCUGGCUCCCAGGACCAGCGGCAUCACCGAGCGUAUGAAAGUUUGGACCAGCGGGCAGGUGGAAGAAUAUGACCUCGAUGUCGACGACUCCAGAGUGGAGAUGAAGCCAAAAUAGAGGAGAAUGGAGAGGGGAGGAAAAGCAAAGCAAAGGAAAAAAGAAAAGCAAGAACAAAAACCCUUAUCCCAUUUUCUGGAGAUUUGUAUCAGUAUUAUAGACUCUUUAUAAAACGAGAAGCAGUUCUUCCACAUGGUUUUAUAAGCCACUAGGGUUUCCUCUCUUUCCUCUUUUACCUGCUGGCCUUGUUACACGGGUGGCUUCACAGUGAGAAAAAUAUAGGGCCAAAUUUCGUUUAUUUUUGUUUGAGAGCUCAGGAGAUGAAUGAUUUGGAAGCCCGGGUGUAGGUUUCUCUAUCCAAAGAGGUUGGCUUCCCCUAAUACAUAUUGGUAUAGGACAAUGAAGUCCACAUGACCAGCCAAUGCAGUCAAAAAAAUGAAUGCUGAAGAGUUGCUUAUAAGAAAUGCCACUGGAGAAAGGAUCGAUUUCAGGUCCACAUUCCUGAAAUGGAAAAUUAUGGGGAAGGGGCAGAUCCAAUGGAACAGAUGGUCAGAUCCAACAUUUCCAGGGGCUAUCUUGUUCUCUAGAAAGAAAUCCAGGGUCCAGAAAUGUAUUUGAGUGUAUAAACUGACCCUACACAAGUGGCUAGACUCCAUAAUAAAGUUGGCACCAUCUGGCUGUGGAGCACAUUUGAACAUAAUUAGAGCCAUGCUGGAUCAGACCAAAGUAGGGUGCCAACCUCCAGGUGGUGUCUUGAGAUUCCCUGGGAUUACAAGUAAUCUCCAGACAACAGAUAACGGUUCACCUAGAGAAAGUGGCCACUUUGGAAGGUGGACUCU
This is a messenger RNA of Gekko japonicus, 1292 nucleotides long. Its product is annotated as aquaporin-1-like. The transcript has 4 exons. Gene Ontology annotation, cellular component: membrane. NCBI's taxonomy places the organism in Eukaryota, Metazoa, Chordata, Lepidosauria, Squamata, Gekkonidae. Gene Ontology annotation, biological process: renal water transport; carbon dioxide transmembrane transport; hyperosmotic response. Gene Ontology annotation, molecular function: carbon dioxide transmembrane transporter activity; ammonium channel activity; water channel activity. The record is from RefSeq and is a predicted model, not a curated record. The coding region runs from base 1 to 513 and encodes 170 amino acids.